Glycine soja is the source of this 947-nucleotide messenger RNA. RefSeq names its product probable calcium-binding protein CML16. The record is from RefSeq and is a predicted model, not a curated record. Bases 242 to 724 code for a protein of 160 amino acids. The transcript has a single exon. Lineage: Eukaryota; Viridiplantae; Streptophyta; Magnoliopsida; Fabales; Fabaceae. Gene Ontology annotation, molecular function: enzyme regulator activity; calcium ion binding.
ACAACGCGCUUUCCAUCCACCCCUUUGAAUCAUUCCAAAUUGCCAAGCGUGAUCUAUCAUUGUCAUACACAUCACAAGACGUACACCAAAACAAACCUAGCAUUCUUCUCUCCAUCCAUAACCGAACAAAAUUAAAGAAAAAAAAAACCCACUAUUCAAAACCAAAUCCAAAAACCAAGACACCCCCAUUAGGUAGCUAGGCCUUAAUUGAUCUCCUUUUCUUUCACCACCACCAACAACGAUGUCCAUGCUCGAAACCGACCAAAUCAAGCAACUGAACGACAUAUUCAAGCGCUUCGACAUGGACCAGGACGGCAGCCUGACCCACCUGGAGCUGGCGGCGCUCCUCCGGUCCCUGGGCAUCAAACCCACCGGCGACGAAAUCUACGCCCUCCUCUCUAACAUGGACGAAAACGGCAACGGCUACAUCGAGUUCGACGAGCUCGUGCAUGCCAUCAUGCCUGACCUCACCGAGAGCGUCCUCAUCAACCAGGAGCAGCUCCUCGAGGUCUUCCGGUCUUUCGACCGUGAUGGCAACGGCUACAUCACAGCCAGCGAGCUCGCGGGUUCCAUGGCGAAGAUGGGCCAGCCACUCACCUACCGCGAGCUCGCCUCCAUGAUGGCUGAGGCCGAUAGCAACGGCGACGGCGUCAUUAGCUUCAACGAGUUCGCCGCCCUCAUGGCCAAAUCCGCCGCUGAAUUUCUCGGCGUCAAGGUCGCCUAGAUGGCUAGAUCAAUACGGGGCUAAUAAUUUCGUAUGUUUGUGUAACCCUUUUUAUUUUUUUGUGUUUUCUUUAGGGUACGUGUACGUUGGUGUAAAGGCAAGGAGAUCGAACAAAGAUAAAUAAUUAAGGGAUAUUUUGAAACGAAUAUUAUUUAUUUUGCCUUUGGAUUCAAGGAUUGACUAACUGUUAACUUGUAAAUACAUAAUUCACUUUUUUCUUGAA